Messenger RNA from Myotis brandtii (Brandt's bat), 1276 nucleotides. RefSeq names its product testis expressed 40 (gene CATSPERZ). The transcript has 5 exons. The coding region runs from base 246 to 1064 and encodes 272 amino acids. NCBI's taxonomy places the organism in Eukaryota, Metazoa, Chordata, Mammalia, Chiroptera, Vespertilionidae. Gene Ontology annotation, biological process: flagellated sperm motility; sperm capacitation. The record is from RefSeq and is a predicted model, not a curated record. Gene Ontology annotation, cellular component: CatSper complex; sperm principal piece.
GAACCUGCCAGAUGGGCUGUGCGUCUCCAACGCCAGCACAGCCUUAGGGGUUCGGGGGUGGGCGGGGGGAGAAAUAAUUGUGUCAAGUGUGGAGGGCUGCAGCUUGACCACUUCCUGCACGAGACCCUCGUCGCCAUUCCAGAACGCGACCCCGUCCCUCCCCCUUCCCGGAGCGUGACUCUCCCCCCUCCCCGCUCCCCGCCAUCCGCGAGGCCUGUGGCGACUGGGUCCGUUGGGGCAGAACCAUGGAGGAAAAGCCUUUCAAAGCAUUGGCCAAGAAUGACUCAGUCAAGUUAAGCUCGAAGAGUGACAUCCGGAAUCUGUGGACCAAGGCCACGCUGUCGCAGCCCAAGCUGAAUGGGCUGACAAACGUCUAUGAGGACUCUGACCAGGAGGACAGCAGCUCCAGGAGCAAGUCUGGCCAGUGGUACAGACGGAAGACCGACCCUGGGAGAGCCUCGGGAAAAUGGGAUGACAGAAAUAAAGGCAGCAUCACGCAGGGGGAACUCGAUGGCCACACCUUGGAGCAGAGCCCCAACAGCUUCCAGAGAAACCAUGUAGAAGGGGUCCAGGAUUCCGGGGAAUUGGAUUCCUCGGUGUCAUCACUCAAUAUCAUGAAGCACACGCACCACCGAGCCUACUGGGAGGAACAGCAGGACAGGCUGCCACUGCCCCUGAUGGAUCUCAUGGAGAAUGAAGCUCUGGAAAUCCUCACCAAAGCCCUCCAGGGGGGGAUGAGUCUCUGUGCGGCCUCGGCCCCUUCCCUGAUUGAUGUGAAGAGCCUUUGGACAGUAGAUGGUUUGGGUAAACCUCCCUUGGUUUGUCCCGUUUAUGGAAUGAGGGGUAGGGACUGGCUAAUGGCUAACGGUGAGUGCUCCAGAAGGUGUCCAAAAAGCUGCCGCUGUCCAAGAUCAGGCCGGCAACAUUUUCUUUACUCUUGCUCUCAUUCAUCCUCCACCUCCAUAUCCAGUCCUGCUCCGCAUCCCCCACCUAUUUGGAGCACAGGACUGGCAACAAAACCGCCAGGGCCCAGCGCCUCGGAGAUCCAAAGUUCCCCAAACUGACACAGCCCGGAGCCCUGAGAGCUCCUGUCAACACAAGUCACCCGUCUUGCCUCCAGCCACACAGGUGGCACCUGCUGCCGGGGGAGGUAACGCCCCUCUAACUGCCCUGAGCGGAGCUCUCUCCUCCAGGCUACAGCGCGGCCAUCGGCAAGGAUCACAUUCUGACCAAUCAGCUGCAGCGAAAAAUCGAGGCUAUCCAGAAGCGGAGCAGG